CGUGGAGGGCUCCAUUUAACUUCUAGACUGUGCUUUUGGCCAGUGAGGAGUAAGCGUAGGGCAUUAGGACCCAGCGAUUGUUGUAGUGAGAGAGGUUGAAUCUCAAUCUCUCAAUUUUUCUCCCGAGCUCCCUCCUCUUCCUUUGUCAUUCUAGCUGCCUGCUGCCUCCGCAGCGUCCCUCUAGCUCUCCUUCCCUCUAGCUCUCCCUGUGCUAACUGUCUGCGCCUUAGACAGGGUGCGCAAAGCCGAAGGAUUGGUUGGGACCUGCCUUGGUAACCCCAUGGCGUCCCCCAGAACCGUAACUGUCGUGGCCCUCUCAGUGGCCCUGGGACUCUUCUUUGUUUUCAUGGGAACAAUCAAGUUGACCCCCAGGCUCAGCAAGGAUGCCUACAUUGAGAUGAAACGUGCUUACAAGAGCUAUGUCCGAGCCCUCCCUCUGCUGAAGAAAAUGGGGAUCAAUUCCAUUCUCCUCCGCAAAAGCAUUGGUGCUCUUGAGGUGGCCUGUGGCAUUGUCAUGACCCUUGUGCCUGGGCGUCCCAAAGAUGUGGCCAACUUCUUCCUACUCUUGCUCGUGUUGGCUGUGCUCUUCUUCCAUCAGCUAGUUGGUGAUCCUCUCAAACGCUACGCCCAUGCUCUGGUGUUUGGAAUCCUGCUCACCUGCCGCCUGUUAAUUGCUCGCAAGCCAGAAGACCGAUCUUCUGAGAAGAAGCCCUCACCACCACCAGGGCAAGCAGGGAAUUCCGGGAAUGCAGAGGAGCAGCCCUCCUUAUAUGAGAAGGCCCCUCAGGGCAAAAUGAAGUUAUCAUAGGAAAGCAAAAGUGCAAAAAGUGGACCUUCCAGGCAGUUGCCUCCAUUACACCCAGGAAGAUGUCAGUGUGUGUUUUUCAUUUGAUUUAUCUUGAGGGAAAGGAAAAAAUAUAAUCUGCAAGUUAAUGGCCCUAUUGGCUUGUGUACACCUAUACCCUAAAAUGACCUCCCCACAUAGACAUAGUGCACCACCUUUAAUCACUCCAGGGAAAUUCUCACAUCUUGCUGCAUGCACAUGUAUAUGGCUAACUAUUGAAGUGUAUUUGUGAGAUGGACUCCAGCAAGCAUGUGACUGUAAGAUUAUAUGUGGGAAAAUGUAUUUACUGUGUGUGUGUGUGCGUGUGUGUGUGUGUGUGUGUGUGCAUGCAUGCAAGUGUGAGGAGAAGGUUCUGAUCUUAAACUAAUCCUGCACAGGUAUCCUUCCCUUUAUAGACUGAUUCUAGUAAGGGCAGAAUAAAAUAAACCUCCUAUAAAGAGAAUCCUACUUACUUCUGGUAUAAAUCAAGUGAUAUGUUUCUGUGGGAUGAGGGAAUUUCUCUCAAUAGAUUAAGCUGAGAACCAAUUUAUCACUUUAGGAAAAAGUUCCUUCAAUUUGAGACACUGAGUUAUACUGAUUAGCCUCCACUGUAACAGUUGUUGAAAUUUUAAAUACUCUAUAUUCAGUUUAAUUAAAAGAAGGGAUAUAUGCAGUCCAUACAUAAUCUAAUUCUUCAAGUGAUAAAAUUGGAAGUUUCACCUUUCCUUUGCCCCAAUCCAACCUACUAAGCUCCUUUACUCACAGUUUGAAACUGACACAGUAACUUGUCACCAGACCUCUUUUUUGGAUUUUCUUAAGCCAAAAGCUGUCUCACUUCCUACUAUUCUCAGCAGCUAACCAGGAUUUGGCAGCUGCUCCACUGUUGCAGUUGAGGGAGCAGGGAUUAGUCCUGUUAGAAUUCUGUGAAUCUCAAACUCUAGCUGUUCUCUUAAAUCAUCUGAAACUUGACAGAGGAGCUGUAACCAGUGUUUCCCUGCCAGACUCACUACUCCUAUUGAAUCUUCACUGAACUUUGCAAGUGUAAGCAGAGAUCCAAGUUACUCCCAUGGUUGUCUCCUCUACACCUCUUUAUCAAUUCUGAUGGGUGGAGUUUAUCUGGGGGAAGGACAUUUGAUAUGGGUUAGUUGGAUUGAGCAGUAUGAAACAUUGCUUUCUUCAUUCCAUACUGCUGUUUCUCCUUGUUAGAUGUACUUUGAUGGUUUUAAUAUUAUUGUGCCAGGGAUGGGGAGAGGGGUGGGGGUGUUUGUGUGGGGAGUACAAAUUAUUGUAUUUUCUUCAGUGUCAUUGUUCUUGUUAAUUGAUACCUCUGUCUUAUUUCUCUCAUUCUUUCAAAAUAAAAAUUUUUGAAAUUUGGAGGAAA
This is a messenger RNA of Neofelis nebulosa (Clouded leopard), 2204 nucleotides long. It is a transcript of the gene TMEM35A, whose product is annotated as transmembrane protein 35A. Gene Ontology annotation, molecular function: acetylcholine receptor regulator activity. Gene Ontology annotation, biological process: chaperone-mediated protein complex assembly; positive regulation of protein localization to cell surface. Gene Ontology annotation, cellular component: endoplasmic reticulum. Lineage: Eukaryota; Metazoa; Chordata; Mammalia; Carnivora; Felidae. The record is from RefSeq and is a predicted model, not a curated record. The transcript has 2 exons. Bases 281 to 808 code for a protein of 175 amino acids.